AUGGAUAUUCCAGAUAAUGGGACGCCGGAUCUGGCCACCGUCUUGAAAACUCUCUCUUCAUUCAGCACUCCACAACCGGGCCAACCCCAGACGGCCAGUAAUUUGCAGCCAAGAGAUCAUCCUCACAUCCAAAGUGCACAUAGGAUACAUACACCCACUCAUACGAGCUUAAUUUCUUCAUCAAGUAGACAGGAGACUGGGUCUGUCCCUUCGAAUAAAAGUUCUGCUAGUCCGUCUGUAAUCACAGCAUGGCCUACCGCUCUUAAAUACGUGAUGAAAACCGUGGCUCAGAAUGAAACCGUGCAGUAUAGGAUUAGACGGCUGAUCGCCUCACAACAUGAACAUGAGAAAACUUGGUGGCAAGGGAGACAGAGACUCCUAGCGAAACAAAAAGCUCGGGCCGGAAACCAGAAGAAACUUGAUGAAGUCCUGCGAGCCGUCGGCGGCAAGGUCACGGAUAAACCACAUGAAUCUGCACCAGAAGAACAUGAACUCGAGAUCAAACGUUAUGACGAUAAAGUGUACAAGGCAUCUGUUGAAAUGUCCAAAGCUCUUCAUUUGGAGCUCAAGGCAAUGGGAAUCCCUUUCUUUGCGAUAAAAGAAGAGCUUAUUCGGCCUGCAUCACCAGACUCCGGCUCAAAGCCCGAAAAUAUAGAUAACAGCACUGAGAGGUGCAUUACCGCUGAGGAAGCAAAGGCACUCCAACUUCGUAUGUUGGAUCUGUUACAGGACCUUUGCAAGGAAUGA
This is a messenger RNA of Trichophyton rubrum CBS 118892, 747 nucleotides long. RefSeq lists its product as uncharacterized. The transcript has 3 exons. Lineage: Eukaryota; Fungi; Ascomycota; Eurotiomycetes; Onygenales; Arthrodermataceae. The record is from RefSeq and is a predicted model, not a curated record. The coding region runs from base 1 to 747 and encodes 248 amino acids.